AUGGCCCACACCCGCCACUGUGGCAGCCGCACUUACGCGCACCUCCACCGGCCCCAGCCGUCAGAGAGCCAAACCACGUGCGGUGAGCCCACCGGGUGGGUGAGCGGAAACCCUAAACCCACCCGCUCGCGCUCCGCAGCGACCGAUACAUACAACACGACCCGGGGGCCGCCGGGGCUGAGAUCGGAUCGGAAGCUUCGACAAGUUUCCACCGGGAUGGCGAUCCGCAGGGGGACUUCGUACGCCGUCGCGGCACUUUUCGCGCUCGCCUCUGUCGCCGCCGCCGUCGCCGGCGAGGUCUUCUUCCAGGAGAAGUUCGAAGAUGGCUGGGAAAGUCGGUGGGUCAAGUCCGAGUGGAAGAAGGAUGAGAACAUGGCUGGUGAAUGGAACCACACCUCUGGGAAGUGGAAUGGAGAUGCCGAGGACAAAGGAAUUCAAACCUCUGAGGACCACAGGUUCUAUGCCAUUUCAGCUGAGUACCCUGAGUUCAGCAGCAAGGAUAAGACCCUGGUGCUGCAGUUCUCUGUGAAGCACGAGCAGAAGCUUGACUGCGGUGGUGGUUAUGUCAAGUUGCUGGGUGGUGAUGUAGACCAGAAAAAAUUCGGUGGGGACACACCUUACAGCAUUAUGUUUGGACCAGAUAUCUGUGGGUACAGCACCAAGAAGGUUCACACUAUCCUGACCAAGGAUGGCAAGAACCACUUGAUCAAGAAGGAUGUGCCUUGUGAGACUGAUCAAUUGACUCAUGUUUACACUUUGAUCAUCCGUCCUGAUGCAACAUACAGCAUUCUCAUUGAUAAUGAAGAGAAGCAAACUGGCAGCAUCUACGAACACUGGGAUAUUCUCCCCCCAAAGCAAAUCAAGGACCCAGAGGCUAAGAAGCCUGAGGACUGGGAUGACAAGGAGUACAUUCCUGACCCUGAGGACAAGAAGCCAGAGGGCUAUGAUGAUAUUCCCAAGGAAAUUCCUGACCCUGAUGCUAAGAAGCCUGAGGACUGGGAUGAUGAGGAAGAUGGUGAAUGGACUGCCCCUACCAUUCCCAACCCAGAAUACAAGGGACCAUGGAAGCAAAAGAAAAUCAAGAACCCGAACUACCAGGGUAAAUGGAAGGCACCUAUGAUUGACAAUCCAGAUUUCAAGGAUGAUCCAUACAUUUAUGCAUUUGACAGCCUGAAGUACAUUGGCAUUGAGCUGUGGCAGGUUAAAUCGGGCACUUUGUUUGACAACAUCAUCAUCACUGAUGACCCUGCAUUGGCCAAGACUUUCGCAGAGGAGACCUGGGGCAAGCAUAAGGAGGCAGAGAAGGCUGCUUUCGAUGAGGCUGAGAAAAACAAGGAAGAAGAGGAAGCCGCCAAGGGUGGUGAUGAUGAGGAUGAUGACCUAGAGGAUGAGGAAGACGAUGAGAAGGCAGACGAGGACAAGGCUGGCUCUGAUGUCGAGGAUAGCAAGGACUCUGAUGAUGAGAAGCACGACGAGCUCUAG
This is a messenger RNA of Miscanthus lutarioriparius, 1482 nucleotides long. The record is from the annotation of a GenBank genome assembly. Lineage: Eukaryota; Viridiplantae; Streptophyta; Magnoliopsida; Poales; Poaceae.